CUAAUUUAACCGGCUCCCACUUACAUCAAGAAAAAACCAUUAUUCUCGUUUCUACCUCCAGCCAGGCCAAAUGCAAGAAAGGAGAAACCUUAGCAUUUGAGGGGUGUAGGAGUGUGUGUAUGUGCAUGUGUGUGUGCCUGCAUGUGUGUGUGUGUGUGUCUAUACACACACGGGAGCGUGUGUUUCCGCUGCUCCCUCCAUCUCUCCUCUCCCUUCCUUAAAGAAUUCAGCCUGUGGCCACUAGAGGUCUUUUCUUUUCACAUGGUAGCUGCCGAGCAGUUUGUUCGGCUUUUUAUUUAUUCCUACGUGAGCAGACCCACUACACUUCUUGCAUAUAAACAGUGAAAAUUACAACAUAAAGGACUUAUUAUUCCUUCUUUUGGAGUAAUUUUGCUGCUGGUCAAAGCCUGGCUCAUUGUGCAAGGAAGGGGGACCAUCCUUUGCAGGUAAUUCCACUGCUUCAAGGUGCUCCUCGCCUGCUUGCAGAUCUCAGACCCCAGCUGGUCUCAGACCUCAGGCCCUGAGGCCAAGCAAACAUACAUCAUCCUGGAGGCUGCAGACAUAGCUCACCGUUCCCACAUGUGAACUUCAGCCAAGACACCACAACAGGGACUCUGCCCGCUGAAUCCCCUAUGAUUCCUCAAUCCUGUCCUGGUCAUACCCCACUGGGUUUUGUGAGGCUAUUUAGGAAGAUAAGUUUCCCUUACUGAAGAAAAGAGAGACAACAUGAAAGAAAACAAUGGCCCCAAAGGAGGAAUUUGUGAUUGACAUAAAUGGGAGUGUUCCCUUGGGCUCAUAAUGUAUCAUCAAAGUAGCAAACCCCCAGGUCAUUUAUUUCUCCACCUAUUUACCUGCUAUGAAAAGAAGAUGCGUUUAAGUUUCCUGCAGUUUCACACUGGACAUUAAUGCUCUGGGGGCGGGGGGAGAAAAAGCCGUAUGUUCUAGAUGUAGCAGGUUUCUUUUGGAAUUCACUCACUGGGAGUCUGGCACUACCCCCUAAAUGGUACUUUUGUUGUCUUUUUGUUCAAGACAACCAGCUUCUUCCAAGAUCAGAACUGCAUGCCAGCCUCCCUUGAUAAACAGCCUACCAGCUCUCUUGGUAGAUCAGAUGUUUAAUAGUUAGCCUAACUCAUUUGUUUUUUCAAGGAGCAAUUAUACUACAAUGAAUUAAUAUUUUAACUGCAGGGAAAGCAUUACAGCUAGUUCCUACGUAGACUCUAGAGGUUGGGAUGGCCAACAGGAUUUCCCAUACUAAGAGGAGGGACAACUCCAUCCUGGCCAGCAGUUCUCUAUGUUUGAAAUACCAUCAUUAGAUGACUGCUCCAAAGACCUAAGGGGAGAUGUGCCUAGGAGAAGUGUAUGGUCCUGAUCCUUCCCACGAGGCUCAAUGGCCCAGCAAAAUAUGAAAGUGAGUGUGCUUCUGCGUAACAGUCUAGAAUCAGUGGAGUUUGUGAAACAGCCUCACCACCGCAGGAGCAAAUCCCAGCAGGUGAGAUUCAAAGAUGGGACCACUAAGAAUCCAGCUGGCCUAGCUGAGGUUGAUGUCCGAACUCCAGAAGACCUGGCUGUGAUGGGGAAAACUCAAGCAACCAGGCACCAUCAUCCCCCCACCUACUCGCUCUCCUUCCCCAGGUCCCAGAAGGCAGGGGGCUUUCGCAACGUUGCGAUCCAAACUUCCCCCAGUCUCAGGAAGCAUUUCCCAGUUUUCAAAAGGAAGAAACUCACAGCCAGCAAGUCCCUGGUGGAAAUGCCAACAGCAUAAAGUGCCAUCCAGGUCAACGGCAACCUCUCUGAACAGGACAUUGUGUCUUCUGACCUUGCCUACUUAAGGUUGGCUCAGCAUCUUGAGGAUGGGCCUCGAAGGGUCAAGGUGUCCCACACAUUCCUCCCGAGGGUCCCCAAGGUGCAAAGCAAUGGUCCUAGCAUAUGGGAAGCAGGAACUUGGAGGUCCUUAGAGAAAGCCACAGCUGCCAUUCAGGUUCCAGAUGAUAUUUAUCACAGUCCUUCCUGGGAAGCUAGAGAGUCUGCUCUCAGCCCAGACAGGCCAGCUGAAGUAAGUAACUCCAACCCUUUGGGUGACACAUGUCCAGGUGAUGGGAGAAGGAUGACUCUACCAGAUUCAGAAAAAUCCACCUCCUGCUUAAAUGCCACCAGCGUUGCCAGCCACACACCAGGCACAGAGAAACUUAAACCUGAAUUGCUUUUGCCCAAAGACAACUCGGAUGACAAAGACUUUGGCCCACUGUCAUCUCAGUCAAAGGAAACGUUUCCUUCACCUCCACGGACUCACAGUUCCCCCUCAUCAGGCUCCCACCAGCCAGCCUACCCAGGAAGAGCCUCAGACUGUCCUUCAUCAAGUAACAAUCACCAGAAUCUGGGUUCACUCAAAAUUAACAGUGCAUCGAAAUCUGCCCCUGGGUGUCAGGGGCAGACGGCAAACAACCCCACUGAGUCAGACACCCUGGAGUUUCCAAAUUGUCCAGGAAGUGAUCACCUCCCAUCCUCUCUUCCAAAGAGUGAGACCAAACUUCAGAGCAACAGGGAGAAUAGUGACAUUAAUCAAAUUCACCUGGCACGUGAACUCUGCGACCUCCAAGGCCGACUGCAAGUGGAAGAAUCUCUGCACUCGAACCAAGAGAAAAUUAAAGUCCUUUUGAAUGUAAUUCAAGACUUGGAGAAAGCUCGAGCUCUCACUGAAGGGCGCAACUUUUAUCGAACUGGCCAAGAUCUCAACAAUUGCAGUACCUGCCAGAACACGGCGUGCAUCAUAUACAGUGUAGAGUAUGAUUUUCGGCAGCAGGAAGGCAGGUUCCAUGAAGUUUUGCAGAGUCUGGAGGAAGCAGAGCCAGUCGAGGAGGCAUCGCCCCCACCAAAGUCCCCAGCAAAACCCCCAGCCCCGGAAAAGCAGGACUUAAGGCAGAAAACCAAGAAGGUGAAAAAGAAAUGCUUCUGGUGGAUCUGAGCUGGUUGGGACCAUUCCCCAGCCUCCCAUCUCCACGUACUUCCCUGAGAUGGAAAAUCCACUGCACUUAAGGUCUGCCCCACUUCUUUGCAAAGGUCCUGGGCUGUGAGCCCUUUGGUCUGUGAAACAGAAGAGCCUUGGAGCUGAUGUAGCCGCUGCUGGACACCUGACCGCCAUCCUUACCUGAGUGCGUGCCACUGCUUCCUGAGGGCUUCACGGACACUAGGGUGACCACUUGCCAAGUUCCCCGUCACAUUCAGCCAGAACUCAAGCUGAGUUGCAAGUCCAGAUUCCCACCACGAGCAAAACCCCACACUAUACCUUCCAACACCUCCACGAUGCUAAGCACUUCCUUUCCAUCCUGGGUUCAUCAACCCAAAAGAAAAAAAUAGUGUUGUGCAGAGCCGGAAGAUAGAGGGAUGUUAUAGGUUAUACACAGGUACCAUAGAAAAAAAUGAGAUAAACUGGCAGUUUUCUAAGAUAUCAGCAUAAUAAGCACAAGAGAAGUGGGCAGGGCAUAAAAUGCAGGUUCACCCUGGUAUGUUGGG
Messenger RNA from Macaca mulatta (Rhesus monkey), 3510 nucleotides. It is a transcript of the gene INSYN2B, whose product is annotated as inhibitory synaptic factor family member 2B. Lineage: Eukaryota; Metazoa; Chordata; Mammalia; Primates; Cercopithecidae. The record is from RefSeq and is marked inferred.